UUACUUUUGUUUCUGAAAUGUUGAUACAUUUUGAUUGAUAAUUUUUAAUUUGUUUUCAAUUAAUUAUGGAUUUAAGUGACUUUCUCGAUAAUUGUUGUAAAGAUUGUGUAUUUAAAUCAGACAUUCCAGAAGAAUCAAAGAAAGAACCAUGUUUACUUGGUAUAGAUGAAGCUGGACGAGGUCCAGUUUUAGGCCCAAUGGUUUAUGGAAUCGCUUAUUAUCCAAUUAAAGUUAAAUCUGUCAUGGAAAAACAAGAUUUCGCUGAUUCCAAAACUUUAACUGAAUCCAAACGUGAAGAAAUAUUCAAUAAGAUACUAAAUAAUAAGGUCGCAAAUUUUGGCUGGAUGACUAUGGUUUUAUCACCUGUAACAAUUUCCAAUUCAAUGUUCAAAAGAACUAAAUAUAACCUUAAUUCACUGUCUCAUGAUACUGCCAUGGGUCUGAUUCAGAGAGCGAUAGAUGAAGGAGUCAAUGUUGAAGAGGUUUAUGUUGAUACAGUUGGACCCGAAGCCAAAUACAAGGCCAAAUUAAGUGACCGAUUUCCGACAAUUAACUUCACUGUCGCUCAAAAGGCCGAUUCCAAAUAUUCUGUUGUCAGUGCGGCGAGUAUUUGUGCCAAGGUAAUUAGAGAUCGAAUCAUAGCUAAUUGGAGAUUUCGAGAAGAUGUUAAAAAUAUCGGUGAUUAUGGUUCAGGUUAUCCAGCAGAUCCGAAAACAAAAGCCUUUCUACAGAAAAACAUGGAUCCAGUGUUUGGUUAUCCAUCAUUCGUCCGAUUUAGUUGGUCAACAGCUGAUAGUAUUUUAGAAUCCAAAGCAAUUGAAUGUGAAUGGGAUGAGGUAGAAGAGAAGCCAACUAAUAAUAAUAAAAGAUCCAUGACCCAAUUCGUACCCAAGAAGAAAAAGCAAAACACUUUCUUUGAGAAUCGAUGUCUUAAAAGAUUAACUGAUUUCUCUAAAAUAUAAACACAGGAAAUAAUUAAAAUCUUC
Panonychus citri (citrus red mite) is the source of this 986-nucleotide messenger RNA. Its product is annotated as ribonuclease H2 subunit A-like. Gene Ontology annotation, molecular function: RNA binding; RNA-DNA hybrid ribonuclease activity. Gene Ontology annotation, biological process: mismatch repair; DNA replication, removal of RNA primer. NCBI's taxonomy places the organism in Eukaryota, Metazoa, Arthropoda, Arachnida, Trombidiformes, Tetranychidae. The transcript is spliced from 7 exons. The record is from RefSeq and is a predicted model, not a curated record. Gene Ontology annotation, cellular component: ribonuclease H2 complex. Bases 66 to 962 code for a protein of 298 amino acids.